GUUUAAUCUCUUAAUAUAAUUCCUUUCGAAAAGUCAACCUGACAACUACAUCAUCAUGGUGGCCGCCAAUACAGUGGAUUUCUAUAGCAAGGCAAACUAUGACACUCACACGAAAACUACCCAACUGAAUGGGGUCGAGCAUCAGAAACUAGGGACUAGCUACCUUUCUUGCAAGCUGGGUGACGGGACCAAACUACUUGUGUGGAAUCAUGAAGACUAUACCGAUAACAAAGAAUUGACCAGCGACCAGUCCAACCUUCCAAAGGACCCGCAUGUACAAUGCUAUCAAGUUCUCAAAGGCACCAGCGCUGUCAUUGGCUUUCGAUUUAAGGAUGCCACCGGAGGGGAAAAGGGCCAAUAUUCUCUUCUAUUGAAACUCGCCAAUAUUGGUGAUGUGAAAGUAUGGUCGGACGAGUCAGACAAAUACGCGCUUGCCGGUGCUGUUCCCCGGGAUGGCACGCUGGUGACAACUGCCUUGUAUGUCCAGGAUAAGAAGACAGGUGGAUAUCCUGUUAUCGGAUCGAUUUAUUUUCAAUGGGACAAAGACCAGAAUAAGGUUGUGGUGGUAGAGCAGGAAGGCUGGCCGAAGAAACAGCUAAAGCAUGAAGACGAUGGACAAAACAACUUCACUAUUACCCUAAUUUCGACUAAGCCAUAAACUGCGAGAAUUGUCGCCAGGAAUUUGGAAAAGGGAAGAAAGAUAGGGAGACAAUCGCAUGGCAGGGCAAGUGGAGGGGACUGUCAUGUAUAUGGUUGACUACGGUUUUCUUUCCUGCCUUAGUAUAGGUUUUGUCCUACCAGUGGGUUUCCCUGUACUGUUAUGCAAAUGCAGAG
Molecule: messenger RNA, 834 nt
Organism: Aspergillus pseudotamarii
Lineage: Eukaryota; Fungi; Ascomycota; Eurotiomycetes; Eurotiales; Aspergillaceae
Product: membrane binding-domain-containing protein
Exons: 1
Coding region: 56-658 (200 amino acids)
Source: RefSeq, a predicted model, not a curated record